Molecule: messenger RNA, 3168 nt
Organism: Carica papaya (papaya)
Lineage: Eukaryota; Viridiplantae; Streptophyta; Magnoliopsida; Brassicales; Caricaceae
Source: RefSeq, a predicted model, not a curated record
GGGGGAUCGUAAAAGCUAAAUUGGAUGAAGAUGUAUGUCGUCGUGUCUCUGCAACAAUCAAUUGCUUGUCGUCAAUCGGAGAUGGAAUAUUGCAUGAUUUGAUUUCUUCUCUAGCAUUACUCAAUUACCAAUCUCCAUAUCAAUAAACCCUCAUUUCGUCCUGUAAUCAUUCUUCUUCUUCUUCCCCAAUCCCUCUCAUAAAUCAUCUCUUUCACUAUUCAAGUUCCAAGAACAUUGGUAAACCCUCUCUAGAAGCAGAGGACACCCUCCUCUUCUUCAAUCCUAACAAACACCAUGGCAAAUGUUUCCGUCGCUGCUGAGUGGCAGCUCCUCUACAACCGCUACUACCGAAAACCGGAGCUCUACCCGAUGAGAUGGAAACAUGUUGACUUGGGACGCAACAAGGUGGCGUGUGCGCCAUUCGGUGGCCCAAUCGCCGUGAUCCGUGAUGACUCCAAAAUUGUGCAGCUCUACGCCGAAUCUGCCCUCAGAAAACUCCGCAUCUUCAAUUCGGCUGGCCUCCUUCUUUCCGAGACGGUCUGGAAGCACCCCGGUGGACGUCUGGUGGGGAUGUCGUGGUCGGAAGACCAAACCCUAAUAUGCAUUGUCCAGGAUGGUACCAUCUUCCGGUACAACAUUCACGCCGAGCUCAUUGAACCCAAUGUCUCAAUGGGAAAAGAGUGCUUUGAGCAGAAUGUGGUCGAUUGCGUCUUCUGGGGAAACGGCGUCGUCUGUGUUACAGAGGCUGGACAGCUGUUUUGCGUGCCGGAUUUCAGGACCAUGAAGCCUUGCAAGUUGGCGGAUAUCCCGGGGAUGGCGGAGGAUGCUCUUCUCUUGCCCCAUUGCUUGGCGGUGAUGGAGCCGCAGUACACGAUGUCGGGGAAUGUGGAGGUGCUGGUUGCAAUUGGGGAUGGGAUUGUAAUAGUGGAGGAGGAUGGGGUGCAGAAUGUUGAAAUGGGGGACUUGAUGGGGCCGGUGCAGAAGAUGGUGGUUUCUCCCAACGGCAAGUUUUUGGCGCUGUUUACACAUGACGGCCGGAUCAUUGUUUCGGAUAUGAACUUCAAGAAUCUUGCUAUUGACUAUAAUUGUGAGUCAGCUCUUCCUCCAGAGCAGAUAGCAUGGUGUGGAAUGGACAGUGUGCUUCUUUAUUGGGAUGAUAUGUUACUGAUGGUGGGUCCUUAUGGUGACCCAGUUCGAUAUUUUUAUGAUGAGCCAGUAAUUCUCAUCCCAGAGUGUGACGGUGUUAGGAUACUAUCUAACACAAGCAUGGAGUUUCUACAAAGGGUUCCUGAUUCUACUGUAUCUAUUUUUAAGAUUGGAAGCACAUCUGCUGGGGCUUUACUGUAUGAUGCUUUGGAUCAUUUUGACAGACGAAGUGCCAAGGCAGAUGAAAAUUUGCGAUUGAUACGCUCAUCCUUGCCUGAGGCAGUUGAAGCUUGUAUUGAUGCAGCGGGUCAUGAGUUUGAUGUUACACGACAAAGGACACUACUAAGAGCUGCAAGCUAUGGUCAAGCCUUCUGUAGCAAUUUUCAACGAGAUCUUAUUCAAGAGAUGUGUAAAACUUUGCGGGUCUUAAAUGCUGUACGUGAUCCUGAGAUUGGCAUUCCUCUUAGCAUCCAGCAGUAUAAGUUACUCACAGCAUCUGUUCUGAUUAGCCGUUUAAUUAAUGCCCAUCAACACCUUCUUGCUCUGCGGAUAUCAGAGUUCCUUGGAAUGAAUCAGGAAGUGGUGAUAAUGCACUGGGCCUGUUCAAAGAUUACAACUUCAUUGGCAAUUCCAGAUGUCAUGCUUCUCGAAAUCUUGCUUGAUAAGUUUCAGCUUAAAUUAUGCAAAGGAAUAUCUUACGCUGCGGUGGCUGCUCAUGCGGAUAAGAGUGGCCGGCGGAAAUUAGCUGCUAUGCUUGUUGAGCAUGAACCACGUUCUUCAAAACAGGUUCCUCUGUUGUUAAGCAUUGGAGAGGAAGAUACAGCUUUGACGAAAGCAACUGAGAGUGGUGAUACCGACCUCGUUUAUCUUGUUAUUUUUCAUAUUUGGCAAAAGAGGCCACCGUUGGAGUUUUUUGGAAUGAUUCAAGCGAGACCUCUAGCACGAGAUUUAUUUACAACAUAUGCACGGUGUUAUAAAUAUGAAUUCCUGAAGGACUUCUUCCUCUCCACAGGACAACUUAAUGAGGUGGCUUUCAUUUUGUGGAAAGAAUCAUGGGAGCUAGGAAAAAAUCCAAUGGCAAGUAAAGGAUCUCCAAUGCAUGGUCCACGCAUAAAACUAAUUGAAAAGGCCCAAAACCUUUUUGCAGAAACCAAGGAGCACACCUUUGAGUCUAAGGCUGCUGAAGAGCAUGCUAAGUUGUUGAGGAUACAGCAUGAGCUGGAAGUUACAACGAAACAAGCUAUUUUUGUUGAUUCAAGCAUCAGUGAUACAAUACGUACAUGUAUCGUUUUGGGAAACCAUCGAGCUGCAAUGAAAGUGAAAAAUGAAUUCAAGGUUUCAGAGAAAAGGUGGUAUUGGCUUAAAGUAUUUGCUUUGGCCACGAUCAGAGAUUGGGAUGCUUUAGAAAAGUUCUCAAAGGAGAAAAGGCCACCAAUAGGCUACCGGCCUUUUGUUGAGGCAUGCGUUGAUGCAGAUGAGAAAGGUGAAGCACUAAAGUAUAUCCCAAAGCUUGCAGAUCCUAGAGAAAGAGCUGAGGCUUAUGCUCGGAUUGGGAUGGCUAAGGAAGCUGCUGAUGCUGCGUCUCAAACAAAAGAUAGUGAAUUGCUUGGGCGAUUGAAAUUGACUUUUGCACAAAAUGCAGCGGCUUCAUCAAUUUUUGAUACUCUUAGAGAUCGAUUGUCCUUCCAAGGCGUUUCUUAGUAUACGUUUCCUGAUGUACCAGUUGCAGUUUCAGUUUACCAGGUGUGCAUAGUUUUCUCAGAUCACAUUGGGCUGGCUGAUUUGAGAGUAUACUUUUCCUUAAGGGCAUCAUGUUUGUACCAUUGAGCCUCCGAAAGAUAUCAUUCAGUUUUUUGUGUUGUUUAUACAUAAUCUAAAGGGUGUACAGCAAAUGAAAUGGUUUUGAGUUACAAGACCAUGGUUGCAGUUUGAUGCUGUGUGAGUUUUGCUCUUUCCUUGAAAUAUGGGGAAAAAGCAGACUAGCCAAUGUGAAGUUCAAUUUUAUUUGUGUUUUUGUGCUCA